AACCGUAACACUGUUGCACAAAUUCACCAUCACGAAAGAGCGCACCAAAUUUACAAAACGAAUUUUGCAUGCACCACGAUGACACCCAUUUUCCGACUGGAACAGUUUCCGCACGUUUGCCGGCUUUGCCUGAAGGCAUCAAACUCGCAACCGUUGCACAGGGAGGUGAUGGUUCCCCUCAGUGCGACAGACCCCGUGUUGGAUGGCGGGAGUAUUCGAGACUUUAUCACAGCCAUCACGUUUGUGAUAUCGGAGGACAAACACGAUCUCCUACCGAGCAUGGUCUGCCUGCCUUGUCUAGAACUGCUGAGAUUCUUCGCCAAGUACCGCUCCAAGAUCACCACGAUCCACCUGUUGAUGAACUCGUUGGUCGAACUGAAGCGCUCCAAUUCUGUACCGCUUGUGGAUCUCUUCCGCAGUAAAUCCGACCUAGUGCGAAUGGUGAUUAAAGACCUUGACCUGUGCACCGUAGAUGAUUAUUCCGUUGAGGAUUUGUUGGAUGAAUUUCCACAGUACAAACAUAGUGCCAAAGAUCUCUUGGAAGACGUGAACCCAAAAUCGGAUGUCAUCUACGCCGAGGAAUGUACCCCCGACGAAUUGAACGAGUUGACAAAAGAUUGUCCUAUACUGCUGGAGACGGACAGUUCCGAUGAUUAUCCUAUUUUUAAGCAAUUGAAACCCCCGAUUAAAUCCAAGUAUGGAGGCAGAAAACUGGAAACGCCGCUGGAAUGCCAAAAAUGCAACUUCAAGACGUACUACAAGCGUAAUUUACAGACACACCAACAGAAACACGUCAAGCGGGAAAUUCGCCGCUAUCCUUGCAAGGAUCCAGGUUGUACGGAGGUUUUCAAUACCAUUCGAAUGUACCAACGACACAGUUCGGUGGCGCAUAAAUCGUUCGUCUGUGACAUCUGUGGACUUCGGUGCUCUUCGAAAAACUCCUUGAAAAGUCACAUGGAUCGUCACUUGAACAAAUUCGAACACGUGUGUCCCUACUGUCAAAGAGGCCACAACACAAAGGGCGAUCUGCGCAACCACAUUAAAUUUGCACACUCGGACGACUGCACUUUCCCGUGCAAAAUUUGUGGGCUAAUCUUCCGGAGGAAAACCAUUCUUAAUAAGCAUAUACUCUCGCACAGCGAUACGCUCAACGUUGCCUGUAAGUUGUGUGACAAGAAAUUCAAAAGGAAUCACAGCCUCAUCCAGCACGUCAAAAUUGUUCACGAUAUGAUUCGGCUUCCGUGCAGCUACUGUUCUAAUGCCUACCAAACUACGUACAAACUGAAGGAACAUAUCGAAAGUGUUCACGGGGUUCAAACCAGGUUUGUGUGUGACGUGUGUGUCCAGGUGUUCGACAGCCAGGAGAAAUUGGACAGUCAUAAGGCCCGCCACGAUGAUCCUAAAGAGCUUGAGUGUGCGACUUGUUUGGUUGUAUUUCCGUCUGCUGACCGGUUUGAUAACCAUAUGUGCAUAAGUUAUCGAGAUGACUACAUGUGUUGCGGGCGCGACUUGCGUUACCAUUACUUCUAUAACAAGCAUAUGCUCAUCAAACAUGGCGUCCGUGUAAACGUUCGUGUGAAACCCAUUCCGGGGCUGCUGAUGGGGCAGAUGAGAGCCAAAAGGAAGCGCAUCGAGACUUGUCCCAAGUGUGAGCAAAUAUUUGCCACCAGGACACAGAAAAAGCAACAUAUGGAAAUCUGCGCGGGAUCCGAAGGCGACGGCACGGCUCAAAUAGUGCCAGCAAUAGCGGUGGCUUCCUCCAACGUCGAUCUGGUUGGCUCUGUUGCAACCGUUGAAAAUGGCUGA
Molecule: messenger RNA, 1806 nt
Organism: Ochlerotatus camptorhynchus
Lineage: Eukaryota; Metazoa; Arthropoda; Insecta; Diptera; Culicidae
Product: zinc finger and BTB domain-containing protein 24-like
Exons: 6
Coding region: 79-1806 (575 amino acids)
Cellular component (GO): nucleus
Molecular function (GO): zinc ion binding
Source: RefSeq, a predicted model, not a curated record